AUGUCCAACAAAGCGAGGAGGCUGCUGGUUCUUCUGCUGAUCAUCCUGAAGGAAGCUGGACCGACCGCAGCCUGCAGCAGCAGCUGUUUGUCACAAUGUUACUGCAGCCGUGGCAGAGGCCUCACCAGUGUUCCUCAGGACGUGCCUACAACCAUCACUUGGCUUGACUUACGGAGCAACGCCAUCACAAACAUAACUGACAUAUUUGAAGGACUUGGUAACCUAAAGUGGCUUUACCUUAACAGUAAUGACAUCCGCAGAAUCGAGGCAGGCACCUUCAAUGACACAACGCAGCUUAGCGUUCUAGAUCUUAGUGUUAGGAUUGACAACAACCCCUGGCAGUGUGACUGUAGGAUGCUUCCCUUUAGACAGAGGAUGAACGGGUCUUACCCAUUUGAAGACCAGAUGAAAUGUGCCGGACCUGGCAACCUUGCAGGGCAAUUCUUACGAUAUGAAAAUCCUGAAGACCUGAUCUUUGAGUAUGACACCAUAGCAGAAAUCAACCAACAGGAAAGUCCACACCAAAGUGCAGGAAACAUGCAGCAUCUCGGCAGCUAUAGUGAUGUUUAUGAGAUUCAAUCUCCCUCCUUGGGCCCUGAAAAUGGUGCCCAUCCACAAGCAAGACAAGGCCCACAGUCCAACAAAUAUGAGAACAGCCAGGUCAUUGCAGCAGCUGCUAAAGAUGCUGCAGCUGGUCCUCAGGUUAUCAUGAAUGAGGAUGAAUAUGAGUCAGUUGAUAACCAAUCCCAGACAGCAGCUGCCCCUGGUGCUGAUAGUCCAAACCACUAUGAACCCCUGAGGAACCCCAGUGGUCAGCAGCAGCACACCUACACAUCCCUGCUGCCUCGUGAUUCACAACAUCAUUAG
This is a messenger RNA of Branchiostoma floridae (Florida lancelet), 867 nucleotides long. RefSeq names its product leucine-rich repeat and transmembrane domain-containing protein 2-like. The transcript is spliced from 4 exons. The record is from RefSeq and is a predicted model, not a curated record. The coding region runs from base 1 to 867 and encodes 288 amino acids. NCBI's taxonomy places the organism in Eukaryota, Metazoa, Chordata, Leptocardii, Amphioxiformes, Branchiostomatidae. Gene Ontology annotation, molecular function: protein binding.